This is a messenger RNA of Danio rerio (zebrafish), 783 nucleotides long. It is a transcript of the gene ponzr1, whose product is annotated as plac8 onzin related protein 1. The record is from RefSeq and is marked validated. Lineage: Eukaryota; Metazoa; Chordata; Actinopteri; Cypriniformes; Danionidae.
GUCGUGUUCCUGUGUGUGUUCGCGGUAAAACACAUUUGCUGUUUCGUUUUCCUGAAGCAGACCACCACAGCUUGCUCCACACAAGACAAGGACUUCCUUCCUUUGGAGUCAUGGCAGCAAUUUCUACUACAGUUGUGAGCACCCAGCGGACCUCCUCUGGAACCUGGACCACAGGCAUCUGUGACUGUUGUUCUGAUAUGAGCACUUGUUGCUGUGGCUUCUGGUGUUUCCCAUGUAUGCAGUGUCAGACUGCGUCUCAGUUUGGCUGGUGUUUCUGCAUGCCAUUGCUGGACUGCUGCAUGGUGGUGUCCUGCUGUCUCCGCAAGAAAAUGAGAGAACAGUACAGCAUUAAUGGUUCAUGCUGUGAUGACUUUUGCACUCUCUGCUUCUGCUAUCCAUGCGCCUGGUGCCAGAUGUCCAGAGAAAUUAAGACUCGGGCUCGUUCCGGCACCACCGCCACCGUGGUCACCCAGCAGAUCAGAUAUUAGAGAUGCGAGUUUGCUGUAAGUUUUCUUAGUUGAGGUAGAAGCUGAAAGUGAAUGUCUCCACCCAAUGUUGAUACAUAAGCAGACAAGUUGUUUUAUAUAUAUCGUAGGCUUCACUGCUUUUUCAUAGUUUGCUUCGCAGAUUUUGUAACACAUUUAUUGUAUUUUUAUAUCGUUUUUAUUUCAAAGUUUGUAUAUUGAAGCUAAGAAAUGUUCUGUUAGAUCACUGUCAGUUAACUUUGUGAUCGCUGAUAUUAGUUUGCAGUUUAAGAACAAAAAUAAAAUGAUGUGUACUGAU